GACCGCGACCCGCCGUCAUACUCGGCCUCGAUGCUCGCACACGCCCCCCUCGAUGCCCACGACGGCCUGCCCACGACGGCCACCACCACGACGGCCACCACCACCGCCACGGCCACCACCAUGGGCAAGCCCCCGCGCCCGCCCGCCAUGGCAGACCCCACGGCCCUGCUGCCCUCGUCGCCCCCGCAAAUCUACCUCAACCUGCUCAUCCUCGAGGCCAGCCUGCGCAGCCAGUACCUCACCCUGCGCGCGCGCCGCCGCCAGAACACGUUUGUCCUCAGCCUGCUGGCCGUGUGGAUCGGCUUCUGCUUCUACCUGCUGUGGCUGCGCCCGCGCGACGACGGCAAGGGCAUUGGCGGCUCGCAGUACUGGCUGCUCGACAUGCUGCAAAAGGUCGGCUUCAUCACGGGCGUCGUCACCGCCCUCCUCUUCUGGGCCACGGGCCAGUGGGAGCGCGGCGUGCGCUGGCCCAGGCGCUGGAUCGGCGUCGCCAACCGCGGCCUGAGGGGCAUGAAUGCAAAGAUUGUCGUCAUCCGAGGGCCGUGGUGGAGGGAGAUUGUCGAGUGGGCCCGUUUUGUCGUGCCCUUUUCCGGCGGCCUCUGGGGCGGCGAGACGGGCGGCAGCUCGUACCACUUCAUCAACGUCGCCCACGAGAACAAGCAUGCCCUCGACGGCGGCCGCCCCCGCCACCGCAUCGUCGAGGACGGCAAGGAGUAUGCCGAGGAAGACAUUGCCCCGGGCGGCGACUACAUCAAGCUGCUGCUGCUGCCCAAGCCCUUUACCCCCGACUUUCGCCACGACUGGGAGGUGUACCGCAACGAGUACUGGGCCACCGAGAACGAGCGCCGCGCAGAGCUGCGCAAGCGCGUGCGUGCCCGCCAGCGCGACAUUGCCCGCGAAGAAGGCGGAUGGCUGUGGUGGACCGGCUGGCGCGGCUGGAAGCGCGCCCGUGGCCUCAGUGGCCGUGGUGCAGACGUGGAGAAGAGUGGCCAUCACCACGCGCACAACCGCACCCUCUCCCACACGCCCUCGCGCAAACGCCGCCCCAGCACCCUGCAGCCCGGCCGCGGGCGUGAGCGCUCCCAUUCCCGCAGCAGUUCGCGCAGCCUAACCCCCACCACCGACCUCGACGCCGACGGCCGCCUACGCCCCCUCGAGGGCCGCGAGCGCCGCUGGAGCAAUGCCUCGACCAGCACAACCGCAACC
Molecule: messenger RNA, 1206 nt
Organism: Exserohilum turcica Et28A
Lineage: Eukaryota; Fungi; Ascomycota; Dothideomycetes; Pleosporales; Pleosporaceae
Exons: 1
Biological process (GO): nuclear envelope organization
Cellular component (GO): Nem1-Spo7 phosphatase complex
Molecular function (GO): phosphoprotein phosphatase activity; protein phosphatase regulator activity
Source: RefSeq, a predicted model, not a curated record